Messenger RNA from Linum trigynum, 2642 nucleotides. NCBI's taxonomy places the organism in Eukaryota, Viridiplantae, Streptophyta, Magnoliopsida, Malpighiales, Linaceae. The record is from the annotation of a GenBank genome assembly.
CGGCCGGCCGACAUAUUUAUUCCCCUCCGCCGGUUCGUUACUUUACAUUUCGAUUUUCCCCCAGAAACUGGUAAAAUCUACAGCAAUGGCAGCAGCUGCAACCGUCGCCUCCUCGCUUCCUCCGAUUCCCGGUACUCGUUCCCGCAACUCGUCCUUCUUCUCUCCAACUUCCGUCGCAACCACCAGUAGCAGCACCUGCUCCACUUGCCGGAAAGUCGGGCUACGAAUGCCCUGCCGGGCGAUGGUACAGCAAGCCGUACAGGGAGCUCCUGCUGCUUACGCCAAGGAGAUGGAACGGCUUUCCGCCAAGGAAUCGCUGCUUCUUGCUUUCAAAGAUGCUGGGGGUUUUGAAGCUCUGGUCACCGGGAAGUUGACGGAAGUGCAGCAGAUUGAUGUGAAUGAAAGGAUUACUGGUCUUGAGCGUCUCAAUCCAACACCUCGGCCAACUACAUCACCUUACUUGGAAGGUCGGUGGAAUUUCGAGUGGUUUGGAGCUGGAAGCCCCGGAUUGUUUGCUGCCAGACUAUUGUUUCAGAGAUUUCCUUCUGAUUUGGCUAACUUAUCAAACAUGGAUGUGGUGAUUAAGGAGGGGAAAGCAAGGGUCACAGCGAAUAUGAAGCUGUUGUAUUCGAUAGAAAGCACGGUCACUCUCUCUUCACAGUUAACUGUGGAAGGUCCACUUAGAAUGAAAGAGGAAUAUGUUGAAGGGAUUCUCGAGACACCUAAAGUCAUCGAAGAAGCAGUACCAGAACAGCUAAAAGGAGUGCUUGGCCAGGCUAUCAGCACAGUGCAACAACUCCCUGUUCCCAUUAGGGAUCUUAUCGCCGGUGGCCUGAGAAUUCCACUAACUGGUACCUUUCAAAGACUCUUCUUGAUUUCAUAUCUCGACGAGGAGAUACUGAUAAUGAGGGAUGCAGCUGGAGUACCUGAAGUUCUUACCAGGCUCGAAGCACCUGCACUCGCUAUUCCAGAAGUCGUCUCAGAAUAUGAAAGCUAGUCUGUGAUGAACUGAAACUCACUUCCCCACUCUCGAAACUAAUCUCAUUUUUCUUAAUUUGUUCUUCUUGUCUGUAAUUAGUCAGGCUACGUGUUCCACGAUCUCGUUCUCUCGACCCCAUUAUGAGGCUAGAAUCAAAAAGAUCUUAGCAAUUUAUUGGAAUUGAACUCAGCGUCUUGAAAGAAGGGUUGAUAUCUUACUGCUCCAUAACCUUUUAAUCUUUGAUUACCACCAUAUUGUCCACAUUUUAUAAUCUAGAAUUAAAUAUUGAGAGGUCUACCAUAAACCCUGAGUUACGCAUAGCUCCAUCACUGAAUUUCUCUCUUAUUUUCUUGGCUGCUACUUUGGUUGCACUUCGUAGUGAAAGAGUAAGGAAAACCCCACAUUUUCAUUGUACAAUAAGUGUAUACAAUGAUGAACAAACCCUAUGCGAUUGAAGGCUAAAAUGUCAAAAAAAAAAAAAAAGAAAAAAAAAGAGUGGAGUGGACUGAUUCUCCAUCGAAUGUCCAGGAAGUAUUCCCUCCUAUCAGACCCCUAAAGUGAAACCUCGGUGAGGUGAAGUUUAAAGUAAAACUGUGGAAAAGGAAGGUGAGUGAGUGGUUUGGUGAGCACAUUUGCAAGCUUAUCGGUUGCGGGCAGAUAACGAAAAUGAAGCUUGUUUUUUUAACUCGAUCACGGACAAAAUGAAAUUCGAUUUUCAAAUGCUCUGGUUGUGAUUGAAAGACUGGGUUAUUGGAAGUUCUCGGAGUUCUCAGUUUUGGAGGUGGAUUUCGUGAUUGGAAGUUUAGGGUUUUCGAUAAAAUUUGAAACUUAGAGAGAAGGGAGAGGAUUUUUCGGCUAGAGAGAGAGAGGAAAAUGAAAAAUGAAGGUGAGUGAGAUGUGGAUGGCCAAGAAUUGGCAUUUAAAAGGGAAAGGGGUAGCGGCGGUGUCACAACAUUGGUGGCCGACGUGACUUCCUCUCGCGUUCUACUUUGGAUACCAUCAUUUUUGCGUUAGAACACUUACCUCGAUAGUAUGAAAAUUGGUUUUGUACUAUUUUUCACAUCUUGAAAUCCUUCCUUCUCGUAAUAAGAUUGAAGUUUUGCUCCAAAUAAAACACUUAUCCAAAGGAUACAAUGUUUUCCUCCAAUGAGUAACUCAAAACUUAAUGCCAAAAUACAAAUUUUGAAAUGAAAAUUUGAACUAAGAAAGAGAAAUCUGUGUUGUCUCCGUGGUAGCACUUUUAGUUAAUGUCAUUAAGUUUGAAGCCAAACAUGGGCUACCUCCCAUGGAGUGUUCUCUCUUUUGUGCCUUUGAGUUAGGCUUAGCUAGGUUCUCUUCUAGUUGAUAUCUUGUUUAGGUAUCACUUCACCUUCAUCUCCCCAUCUCGUUACUGGGAUAUGAUAGUAGUUGAAUCCAUUGGUUUGAUGUUGAUUGAUCAACUCCCGAUACUCCUUGUUUGCCUCAUAUUCCAGUUCCUCGAUCUUUUCAAGCAUCAUCUUUUUUCCCUUGUAUUGGCUAUCCUUAAUGCCAUGAGCUUCUUUGAGACCACAAAUUGGUAUAACCUUGUUCAAAUCCUCUCCAUACUUUGGCUCUAGAUCAUGGGAUGAACUAUUAUAUUUUCUAGAUUCUUAAGGUGAUAACCAAAUCAAAAUUUGACUUUAUC